Dendronephthya gigantea is the source of this 2880-nucleotide messenger RNA. RefSeq lists its product as uncharacterized. Lineage: Eukaryota; Metazoa; Cnidaria; Anthozoa; Malacalcyonacea; Nephtheidae. The record is from RefSeq and is a predicted model, not a curated record. Gene Ontology annotation, molecular function: nucleic acid binding. Bases 1 to 2880 code for a protein of 959 amino acids. The transcript has a single exon. Gene Ontology annotation, biological process: DNA integration.
AUGUGGGAAGUGCUAGUGCGACAGCGAACCUUUCCUGUCGCUCUUACUGGUGAUAUCAUGAAAGCGUUUCUCCAGAUUCGCAUCAGAGAAGCAGAACGAGACGCACUACGAUUUCAUUGGACGACGACCGGUGGAGAUUUGAGAACUCUUCGGUUUACGAGAGUCCUAUUUGGUCUUUCCUCAUCGCCAUUCCUUCUUGGGGGAGUGAUAGCCUCACACCUAGAACAAUGGAGACGCCAUCGGCCCGAAGACGUAGCAGAGCUCGAACGGUCCCUCUACGUUGACGACAUCAUCAGUGGUGGAGAAACUGUGGGCCAAGCGAAGCAACGGAAAGAGGCAGCGAUUAACAUCCUCGAAGACGCGACCUUCAAACUUCACAAGUGGGCUUCGAACGUGAGUGCCCUCGAAGACAACACAGGAGAGUAUGAGGCAGUCGAAGACCAAACUGCUGCCAAACAGCAGCUUGGCGUAAACCCGAACGAAUCAAAGAUGCUCGGAAUGCCAUGGAACAAAGCCAAAGAUUCGCUGAGCGUCCUGUUUCCAAAGGCUGGAGGCAAGACAACAACAAAAAGAGAAAUCCUCAGUAGACUCGCAAAGAUAUAUGACCCGUUGGGCAUUGCGUCUCCCCUCACCUUGCAAGGGAAACUGAUCUAUCGCGAGACCUGUGACGCCAAGUUACCAUGGGAUGCCGAACUCGAAGGUAGCCUACGAAAGCGAUGGUUGUCGUGGGAACAAUCAACGCCCUCAUCUGUGACGGUACCACGACCGAUAGCUCCAUACCAGGAACACAUCAACAAAAUUUGUCUUCAUGCUUUUGGAGACGCGAGUGGCCAGGGAGUCUCUGCUGCUGUUUACGGAGUGAGUAAACAAGUUUCGGGUGAAACACAGAUGCUCGUCGCAGCCAAAUCUCGUCUCGCGAAGAGGGGUCUUACCAUUCCCAGACUUGAACUCAUCGCGGGACACAUGGCCGUUAAUUUAAUCACAAAUGUCGCUAAAGCUAUCGGGGAGGACAAAGUUAUCGAACAGCAUUGUUGGUUGGACAGCACCGUGGCCCUUUACUGGAUUGAAGGAGCAGGAGAGUAUCGGCAAUUCGUUGCAAAUCGCGUUGCAAAGGUUCGUGCGCACACAUCUGUCGAAUGGCAUCAUGUUCCCACAGAUCAGAAUCCUGCAGAUCUUGGAAGCAGAGGAGGCCAGUUGACGGAGUUGUGGUUGAACGGUCCACGAUGGUUAGGAAACCCAGAAAAGUGGCCAGAAAGUCCAAUCAUCCAACCAUCUAAAGAAUCACAAGCUGAGGCAAAGAUUGUCCGUGAGGUCCUGUGCGCAGCCCAGACAAACGCAGAGAGCAAUGAUUUGGAUCUUGUCCUCGAGAGAAACGAACUGCGUCGAACAUUGAGAGUCACUUCGUGGGUGCUACGAUUCGUUCACAAUUGCAGGAACCGAGAGAAACGAAACGGGCCCCUUAGUGUUUCAGAGACAAACGAAGCAAAGCAAUGGUGGAUCAAACGAGUCCAAGAUAAAGCUAGCAAUACUCCACAAUUCACCCAAACGAAAGAGGCCCUCAACCUCAAAGAGAAUCCAGACGGCGUGUUGUUAUGUCAUGGGAGAGUACAAGGAGCGUACCCAAUCUACCUGCCAACCACUGCUACGUUUACAAGGAAGUUGGUCCAGCGAAUCCAUACCAUCACUUUGCAUGGCGGUGUCGGUUUGACCAUGGCUGCUAUAAGAGAAACAUAUUGGAUCCCGAAGCUUAGACAGCUGGUGAAAAGAGUGCGUAGUGAAUGUUGGGGAUGCAAGCGGUUUCGGGCAGUAGCGUUCAAGACGCCUGCACCUGGCUACCUUCCAAAGAAUCGAACCGUCGGAGAAACAGCGUUCGAAGUCGUAGGUGUCGAUUUCGCCGGCCCAAUUCGGUACAAGAAAACCAAGAAGGAAGCAAAAGCCUACCUAGUAAUCUUCGCGUGCAGUUUAUCUCGAGCCAUCUAUUUGGAGUUGCUUCCAAAUCUAACGACAGAGAUUUUCAUCCCCUGUUUAAAGAGAUUUAUUGCCCGUCGCGGUAGACCUCGUGUGAUCUAUUCUGACAACGGCGGGACGUUUGUGAAAGCAACGAAAUGGCUUAAGAAAGUUCAGAAGGAAGAACAGUUCCAUGAGCUUCUCGAAGAGUUCGAAAUCAAAUGGAUCUUCAAUUUGUCUCGGGCCCCAUGGUGGGGGGGUCAAUUCGAAAGGUUGAUCGGAGUCGUCAAAAGCUCUCUCAGGAAAGUAAUCGGGAAGGGAAUCCUAUAUUGGAACGAGCUGAGCGAAGUUUUACUCGAUGUAGAAACUCAGAUAAACAGACGACCGCUGAGUUAUGUCGAAGACGACGUGGAGCUACCGGUGUUGACUCCAGCGAGUUUCCUGUUCCAAAGAGCUAACCACUUGCCAGAACUUCAACCACACGAAGAAGAAGACAAGGAUCUGCGAAAGAGACUGAAAUUCCUGAGAAAAUGCAAAGAUCAGCUGUGGAAUCGGUGGAGACGAGAGUAUCUGACGGCACUACGCGAGCGCCAUAGGAUGCGUGCAGGAGGUACGAGUUCGAAAGUUUCGAAGGGCGACGUAGUUGUAGUUCAGACAGAUGAAAAGAGCCGUGGCAGUUGGCCUCUAGCUGUGGUGACAGAGACGUUUCCAGGUAAAGACGGGGUGACGCGAGCCGUGAAGGUGAAAACAGGCAAAGGAGAACUCGAACGCCCGGUACAGCACCUUUAUCCCCUUGAGCUGUCCUGCGACGUACGAGAGAAAAGGAAGAAAGGCAAGAAGUUAAACCCGAAUGCCCCGACCUUCCGUCAACGAAGAGAUGCAGCAGUCGCAGCUGAUGCAAGAAUUCAAGAGACAUUGAAACUCGAACAGUAG